CCAUCACCAUUGUUUUUCCGCUGUUUGGAGCGUGCACUUGGCGUUGCUCUUCACUCGGCGAUUCGUUUUUCUUCUUCUUCUUCUUAAUAUCUGGCAAUAGUAACGCGUUUUUUUUUAAUAUCUCUCAAAUUCCGUAAUUGUCUAAUUCAUUGAUUCCCUAAUUUCCGUAGUUCCGCUAAUCGGCGGGUAGCUCCGUGAUAUUGUGGGUCUUCGUGACGCAGCCCUGGCUCGCCCGCCUGGUGCGUAUCUGAGGAUGACCGCGUCGCUCGCGUCGUCCUUUCUCGCAGCGCCCCACCCCCGCGCCUUCCGCUCUCACAUCACCGGCGGCGUUAUGCUGCCUACGUGGACAGCCCCGAGUGGCCGUAUAAUCUCUUGCAACGUCGCACAUCCCUCGCGCACGUCCGUCUUUGCACACGUCGCCGGCGCCUCCUCUGGACCUCCGGCCUGUCGCGAUUCAGCGAACACCACCUUCCCUUCGCAAGGCUCUUCGCCCGAGCAGCAGCACUUAGCCAGCGUUUCGCAAGCCCCGCUUCCAGCGUCGUUGGUAACACCUGCGAAAUCGCUCGCGAACAGCAGCAGCAGCAGCAUCGCCGCCUCGUCGCUCCUGGCUGGGACGCUGGGGUCGGCUGCGUAUCUCGCGCUGCGAAACGCCUUAUCACCCUCCGCGAUCCGGCCCAUGAUUCCACUGGGUCCUCCCAGCGGGAUCGUCCCGCGUGCUACAAGCGCGGCACCAGCGGCACUGGCAGCAAUGGCGGCCACCUUCCCCCGGGCCAUGCAGGAGGAGGCGUUUCUGAGGGCGGUGGCUGCUGAGCUGAGCAAGCUGGGCUUUAAGAGGACCAACAGCAUUGCUCUGGUCAACACAUGUCGCGACGAAGUGUGCCGCCCGAUCGUGAGCCUGAUAGACCGGCAGUUCGGGCUGUCGUUCAACCUUUCAGGGCUGGGAGGGCUGGUGAACUGCGGCACCACGGGCUUUAAGGCCGCCAUGUCGCACUCGCCUGAGUUUCACGAGCCGGACGGUUCGGUGCGAGAGAGAUACAUCUUCUUCGCCUUCCCCCACGUGUCCAUCGGCGAGUCGGGCGAGGUGGGCUCUUUACUGCGACGAGGCAGGGGGCGGCCGUCCAGUGCAUGCGGCGCGCUGAUCGCCAUUCAGAGCGAUUUGAAUGAGGGGAAGGGGAGCAAGGAGGACCCCUUUGACGAGGAGUAUGUGCUGCUGAAGAGAAAAGUCUCCAGCAAGGUGACCAAUGGCGGCCCGCCUCUGUCACUUGUACAGGUAACGCGGGCGGCACUGGCUACUAUUAACGAGGACCUGGAGAAGCUUAUAUCGCUGACGGUGGACCCUGCUACCGCCGACUAUGCAGUCGUCACGGGUGUGCAGAUACACUCUGGAAAUCAGAUUCCUGGCGAGCCGUUUCGAAUUGAACGCACCUGCGACUACAUAUCUCCUGAUUUGAUGUACGCUGUAGUGCGAGGCCAGCGAUACAACCUUCAAUUGCAGGCAAACAAAUCCAGACUUGCUGCAGAGAGCCUGGCUGCAAGUAUUUGAUGUGCAUAGAGGACACUAGUAGCAAAAAACAAUUGCUUUUCGUCUGCAGCUAUGUACAUAGCCUUUGUAUAUAUGCCUUGUUAUGAACUGUUAUGUCUUGUGCCGGGUAAUUCAAAAGCGGAGGUUUGAUAGGUGAGC
Molecule: messenger RNA, 1681 nt
Organism: Closterium sp. NIES-67
Lineage: Eukaryota; Viridiplantae; Streptophyta; Zygnematophyceae; Desmidiales; Closteriaceae
Source: the annotation of a GenBank genome assembly